Messenger RNA from Corapipo altera (White-ruffed manakin), 2526 nucleotides. It is a transcript of the gene P2RX6, whose product is annotated as purinergic receptor P2X 6. Gene Ontology annotation, molecular function: extracellularly ATP-gated monoatomic cation channel activity; purinergic nucleotide receptor activity; ATP binding. The record is from RefSeq and is a predicted model, not a curated record. Bases 101 to 1111 code for a protein of 336 amino acids. The transcript has 10 exons. Gene Ontology annotation, cellular component: plasma membrane; nuclear inner membrane. Lineage: Eukaryota; Metazoa; Chordata; Aves; Passeriformes; Pipridae. Gene Ontology annotation, biological process: response to ATP; monoatomic cation transmembrane transport.
CCCACCCUCCGAGUCCUCCGUUCCUCGCGAGUGUCCGCCAACCCCGCACCCCGUGGCCUCUGUCCCCGCUCCGUGUCUGCCUUUCCCCCUCCGUGCCGACAUGCCGGGCUCGCCCUGCGGGCUCCUGCUCGACUACAAGACGGCCAAGUUCUCGCUGACGCGGAACCGGCGGGUGGGGCUCCUGCACCGGCUGCUGCAGCUGAGCGCGCUGGGCUACCUGCUGGGGUGGGUGCUGCUGCUGCGGAAGGGGUACCAGGAGCGCGACGCGGCCCCGCGUGUCGCCGUGGUCACCAAGGUGAAGGGAGCGGCUCCCGCCGGGGCCGCGGGCCGGCGGCUCUGGGACGCGGCGGAUCUCACCUGGCCCCCGCAGGGAGAAAAUGUGCUUUUUCUGGUGACCAAUUUCAUUGCCACAGCCCAGCAGGCCCAGGGCACCUGUCCCGAGAGCCCCUCUGUCCUUGACGCGAUGUGCACAGAAGAUGCAGAUUGUCCCAUGGGAAACCCUGUGGUUCAUGGCAAUGGGAUAAAAACUGGGAAAUGUGUGAUGUUCAAUGCCACCUGUUCCACCUGUGAGAUCUAUGGCUGGUGUCCUGUGGAGAACAGUACCCUACCCAGGAAACCUCUUCUGGCUGAGGCGGAGAAUUUCACUCUCUUUAUAAAAAACACUGUCCACUUCACCAAAUUUAACUUCUCCAAGUGCAACACUUUACAAACCAGUGACCCCAGCUAUUUCAAGAGCUGCACGUAUGAUCCAGUCUUCAACCCCUCCUGUCCUGUGUUCCGUGUACGUAACAUGGUGGAGGCAGCUGGAGAGCACUUCGGAGACCUCGCACUGCUGGGGGGAAGCAUUGGAGUUCUCAUCAAGUGGGACUGUGACCUGGACCACCCUGCUGCCCAGUGCCAGCCACAGUAUUUCUUCAGCCUGCAGGACACAAGGUACAAUUUCAGAACUGCCUCUUACUACUGGGGCUCCCAGCGGCAGCUCUACCGGAACCUGCUGAAGCUUUAUGGUCUCCGCUUCGACAUCUCCGUGCACGGCCAGGGUUCAACACAACAGAAGUGGGGAACCAUGAAGAAGACAGCCACAACAAUUCCCUGGUCUCCAAGGUCUUAGGGGUGGGAUGACAUCAGUCUGUUCUGGCUGAAGUGCUGCAGUGAAAGCAGUGUCCCACGGGGACAUCUGCAGAGCACUGUCCUGUACAGGGACUUUCACUGACCUCUACACAGCUCUGACCAGUGAGAGAUGGACAGCUUUCCUCUUCAAAUUCUGGGGCAAAAAGAGCCUUAUUGUGAAAUGCUGAGGACAGGCUGCAGGAGUGGGAACCACCAGUAGUUCCUGCAACAGCCAAGGAGGACCAGGAGAAGAGUCCAAACCACAGGGUGGGCACAGCAGAAGAAAGCAGAAGGAAAUAGUAGGUUUGAGACUGUCCUCAGUCAAAAAGCAUUAGCACCAACCAGAAGAACCACCACCAAAAAAGAAAGAGGAAAAAAUGCUCCAGUGGCCCCUCACAGAAGCACAAACAGGGACAUUUGUGAUGACAGCUGAGCAAAGCUGCAGGGGACACAUUGGCUGACCCCCGCCAGAUGGUGCUCCCCAGUACCUCCGGCUCUCAGCGCAGAAUGCCAUCCUGGUACCCAAAAGACAUCUCUGGGAGCCCCUCCUGGGUAGCAGAACAACACAGUGUUCAGUGGCAGACCCCCACUGCUGACCACUGGAUCCAGCUGCCCUGUGUGCCUGGGCAGACUUAGGCAGUCCCUGCCCCCCACAGCCACCGCAGCACACAGAGCACGGGGCACAGAGCAGGGCUUCCGCACCUUGCUCAAGGCGUUCCCUUUGAACAGGCCCCUCAGACAUCAAACUAAAGCAACUUGACCUUUCCUUUCUAAUUAGGGUGGGGAUAAAGAGCUAAUUGCUCUGGUAUGGAAAGGCUGCAGGAGGGGAACGUCCCCACAGCAGCUCUCCCCAGCACAGGUGGUGCCUUGGCACAAACACGCUCCUUUAUGCAAUUUUGGCCAAGGUGCCAGCACACUCUGAGCUGUGUCCAAGGUGCCAAGGGCCCCAGGUGCCAGCUAGAUCCCCAUCCCCUGCAGCAGGUGUUUACCUGACGUGUUCAGGCACCAGGAGGAGGAGGGUGAGAAUCAGGGACUCAUGGAGUGAUACACUGAGCCCUGUGCCUCUCCAAGCCCGAGGGACACAUCCAACUGCCAGGCUCCAUUCUGGAGCAAUGUGGCACCCUCAGGGAGGGAAGGCAUGAGAGCCAUUGGGGAGGGAACAGAGAGGCAGUGAGAUGAUCUCUGCAGAGCCACAGCUGACUCCUGUCCCGGGCUCCCUCUUGAUCCCUGCCUGGGUGCUGCUGCCGAGUAGUCUGAUGGCUGAGCUGGGCAGCCCUUUGCUUCCCUGAUUUCCCCCUCCCCAUCCUUAAUAUCAGAAAGCACUUGGAAAAACCCCUUUGGCUCCAGUCGUGAGGAGGUUCUAUGGCCACUGUUUUCAGAUUUGGAUGGGACAAAGGCAAUAGAAGAAUAAACAGC